GGGACCUUCCCGUCGUCGUUGCCUUUUCUGCGGUUCUCUUCUCCGGAGCGCUUCCGCAAAUCGUCUGAUCCUUGUGCUCCGGUCGGGGAUUAGGGUUUUGCGGAAGCAGGAGAGGGACUCCUUCUCCAUGCUCUAGGGUUUCUUCGAGGCUGGAAGGGACAGGAAAGGGGAUUAUGAAGGUGGGAGUGGAUCUCUUCGAUCCUGGUGCCCUGAUGGAGUCCGAGCCGGCCGGCGAUCGGUCCGGCGACAUGGACUUCGCGUUCGCGUUCAAUGACCCGAACUUCUCCGAUCGAGUUCUCAGGCUGGAGAUCGUCGGUGGCACCUCGGAGAACAACGUGGAUGACGAGACCUGCCUCAGCAUCUCGGAAUGGGCGAGGAAUCGGAAACGCCGGCGGGAUGAGAUCAAGCGCGAGAAAGAAUUAGCCAUACAACUUGACUAUUCAGCUUCAACCAAUCAUCCAGAUUUUGACGAUGGAUUGGGAUUGGAAAAUCAAGAUGAAGAAGCUGUGGCAAUGAUGGACGAAUCCCCUCAAGGAGGUGAGGAUGGUUUGCUUAAGUACUCAUCAUGGAGCAAUAGCAUGGAUUGUUCAUUGGUGAUGAGAGUAAGAGAAAUGCAUAUAAGUUCUGCAGUUUUAGCUCGGAAGAGUCCUUUUUUUUACAAACUUUUCUCAAAUGGUAUGAAAGAGUCGGAACAGCGAGAUGUGACGCUUCGAAUUAGUGCAUCAGAGGAAGAUGCUGUUAUGGGUCUUCUAAACCAUAUGUACAGUGAGAAGAUAGCAACCACAUCUCCUCCUGCACUACUAGAUAUCCUCAUGGCCGCAGACAAGUUUGAGGUUGCUUCUUGCAUGCGCUAUUGCAGUACAGUGCUGCGGAACCUCCCCAUGACUCCAGAAUCUGCCCUUCUAUUUCUUGAACUUCCUUCCACUGUAUUGAUGGCAGAUGCAGUCCAACCUUUGACGGAUGCUGCUAAGCAAUUCCUUGCCAAACGGUUCAAGGACCUAUCGAAGCACCAGGAAGAAAUCAUGAAUUUGCCGUUGUCUGGCAUAGAGGCGAUACUGUCAAGUGACGAUCUCCAAGUUGCAUCAGAGGAUGCAGUUUUUGAUUUUGUCCUGAAGUGGGCUCGGGCGCAGUACCCAAACCUUGAAGAGAGACGAGAGGUCCUGGGCUCACGCCUCAGUCGCCUCAUCCGUUUUCCCAACAUGAGCAGCCGUAAGCUGAAGAAAGUCCUCACCUGCAGCGACAUGGACACUGACCUCACCUCCAAGGUCGUCCUGGACGCCCUCUUCUUCAAGGCAGAAACGCCUCACCGGCAGCGUCUGCUGGUCUCUGAGGAGUUUUCCAAUAAGCGUUUCACAGAGCGUGCUUACAAGUACCGUCCUGUUAAGGUCGUCGAGUUUGAUGUCCCUUACCAGCAAUGCGUGGUCUAUCUCGAUCUCAAGCACGAAGAGUGCGAGCUUCUCUUUCCGUCCGGCCGGGUCUACUCUCAGGCAUUUCACUUGGGCGGCCACGGUUUCUUUCUCUCAGCCCAUUGUAACAUGGACCAGCAGAGCUCCUUCCACUGCUUUGGCCUCUUUCUCGGCAUGCAGGAAAAGGGCAUCGUCAGUGUUGCAGUUGAUUAUGAGUUUGCUGCACGAUCAAAGCCAACGUGCGACUUUGGGAGCAAGUACAGGGGGAACUAUACGUUCAAUGGUGGUAAGGCAGUGGGCUACCGGAACUUGUUCGGCAUUCCUUGGAGGUCAUUCAUGGCAGAGGACAGCCCUUACUUCAUCAACGGCACCCUGCACCUGAGGGCCGAGCUGACCGUCCGGCAGCUGCUGCUCCAGUGAUGCUUUUGUGGUGUGUCCGAUUCAAUUGUCUGUUCUUCUUUGUGUAUAGUAUUGCCUGUCCCAUGCUAACAGCGAGUCUGACGUCCCUGGUUGAUCUGGUCUUUGUAGUGGCCUCCACCAUCGGGCCUAACGGGAAAGUGUUCGGGAAAGAAACUUGCCAGAUUUUCUAAUCAAAUUUCUGUUGUGGCAUGUUUUUAGCUUA
Molecule: messenger RNA, 2028 nt
Organism: Nymphaea colorata (pocket water lily)
Lineage: Eukaryota; Viridiplantae; Streptophyta; Magnoliopsida; Nymphaeales; Nymphaeaceae
Product: BTB/POZ domain-containing protein POB1-like
Exons: 6
Coding region: 174-1826 (550 amino acids)
Biological process (GO): response to red light
Cellular component (GO): nucleus
Molecular function (GO): protein binding
Source: RefSeq, a predicted model, not a curated record